Medicago truncatula (barrel medic) is the source of this 1595-nucleotide messenger RNA. RefSeq names its product protein MULTIPOLAR SPINDLE 1. The record is from RefSeq and is a predicted model, not a curated record. Gene Ontology annotation, biological process: chromosome segregation; meiotic DNA double-strand break formation; male meiotic nuclear division. The coding region runs from base 49 to 1176 and encodes 375 amino acids. The transcript has 10 exons. NCBI's taxonomy places the organism in Eukaryota, Viridiplantae, Streptophyta, Magnoliopsida, Fabales, Fabaceae.
GAGGCUCUAAUAGGUUUGGCGCGUUUUUCAUUUCGAAUCUGAAAGGAAAUGACGGAGGUUGGAAAUGCCGCAACGAGUGAUGAAUCUAUGAAACUUGCCGUAGCGAUUUCACUUCUCCGUUCUAAGUUUAUCAAAAACACUAAACACUCCUCCAAUGCUAUCUCUCCUUCUCAAUCGGAAAAUCUUCUCCGUUGGAAACGAAAGGCUAAGGAAAGGAAGCAAGAGAUUCUACGCCUCAAAGAAGAUCUGAAAGAAACUCAAGAUGCUUCGCACUGUGAUCUAUUUCCUGAGAGUGCUUCUUGCAAGUGCUAUUUCUUUGAUAAUUUAGGGAAAUUAAGUCCUAAGCAUGAUCGAAAUGAUUCGAAUAACAGAUUCAAUGACGUGCUUCGCCGAAGAUUUCUAAGACAAGUGAGAUUUAAGGAAAGGAGGAGAAGAAUUGGAUCUUCAUCUUCUUCAACUCAGCAACGGCUUUCUUUAGGUUUAGUUGAGGAGGAUGAAACGGAGCAGCUUAAGGCGUCUGUUGAUUUUCUUAUGGAGCUGUGUGAGACUGUAUCACCUGUGGAUGAUUCAAAGUUUGCAAACUUGGCACACCAAUCCGUUGAAUUUAUAUUGGGUUCAUUGAAGAAUCUUCUGUCUAGAGGAAGGAACCUGGAACUUGUUGAACGAACUAUCAACAGCUUAGUUACACGUUUGACUGUGAAGAUGUGCUCAUACUUGUCAGAAAAUGGAUCUCAAGACAGUGGCACCAAUGCACAGUUCUGUAUUCAGCAUUUGGUCCGUAAACUUGGAAGUGCGCCCUAUAUUGGCCAACGGGUUAUACUUUCAGUUUGUCAAAGAAUUUUGGUGUUAGCAGAACGUUUGCUUUUCUCUGAUCCUUUUGAUGAAAAAUUUCCUGACAUGCACGAAUGUAUGUUCAUCAUGAUCCAGCUUAUUGAGUUUUUGGUGGCAGAUUACUUACUAGAGUGGUCAAAAGCUGAAGAUUUUGACACCAUGCUCCUUGAAGAUUGGAUGACAGCAAUUAUUCAGGCAAGAAAAGCAUUAGAACUUCUGGAAAGCAGAAAUGGACUAUUCGCGCUUUAUAUGGACCGUGUCACAGGUGAAUUGGCAAAGCAUGUCGGUGGAGUCUCAUUGCUUCAGAAGGUUAAACCGGAUAUUUUUAAUCGCCUGUUUCACUAAACAUUGAUUAAACUGUGAGUAAGCUUGAGCAGGCUAUGCAGAGUCCUGCAAAGAAAAAAAUCUCUUAAAAAAUGAGGCAAUUGAUGUAAUAAUUCAGCAUUUGGUGCCAGGACUUGUGAGCUGAAAUGAGAAUGUGGGAAAAGUCAUACAGUGCCAAGACUUGAAUACUUUUAGAAGAUUGAAGAAUUUAAUUAAAUAUUUUAGAACUUUAUUGUAACACCAAUGACUGUUGAACCCUUUUAAGAAUCUUGAGAUAUGUAAUGUCAAUGACUACUGUAUGGUACUGCUUAAAUUCCUUGAUUAUUUUGGUAUGUAAUGUCCAUGCCUACUGUGAUGGUGUAAUGUAAUGCCUAGUGGUGCAUUCUUUGGCUACUUAUUUUGUAAUCAUGACUAUGUAGCACUUUGUGCAUAACUUUAUU